UUCUUUGCUAUUUAAUAAUUAUUCUCUUUCCAUAUUCCAUUCUUGAAAAUAAAAACAAAACCCCACCAAAUUUCUUGACAAAGGAAAGAGAAAGACAGCGUUCACGUCAGAGACAAAAAAAUCGUCGGGUACAGGAGAGGCGUUGGUUGAAAGAUCAUAUGUGUCCGCAGGAUGUCUUACGGAAACAGAAGGAGGAGGCGAAAAUAUUGGGCAAAGUUAGAGAGAACAUAAGGUUAGAGAAAAUGAAAUUGGAAAAAAUGAAACUGGAAAAAGAGAAACUAUUAAGAUACAGAAUGGAAAAAGAACUUCUUGAAAUAGAACGGUGUGAUGUAGAGAUGCAUUCAGCUGAGAUGUUGCGGUUGGAGAGAAUGAAACUGGAGAAAAUGAAGCUGGAGAAAGAGAAACUAUUAAGAUACAGGAUGGAAAAAGAACUUCUUGAAAUGGAAAGGCGUGACGUAGAGAUGCGGUUAAAUGAAAUGAGACAUCCUGCAAAAAAACCUCAUGAUCGGAACCGUCUUCGUGAUGAACUCUGGGAUGAACCUAAACGAUCCAGGAUGAUCAGUUCUGGCCACCCCUCUAGAUUUGAACUUCCAUUCCAGAAUGAAUCACGCUAUAAUGAAUAUGAGAAUACUGAUUAUGGUAGAAGGGACAGUAGAUCUUUCGAAGGUGGAAGUCGCUAUGAUGAACGUAAAGAAAGAGAAAUGAUGAGAAGGGAAAUGGGUCCUUUCCGAGAUAUUCGAGUCAGAGAUGAAAGACGAGCUGAAGAUCGUUCUCGAACAGAUGAAAAACUCAACAGGAUGCCCUUUGAAUUAAGAAGAGAUAUGGGACCAAGUGGAGAGCCUGAUAAAAGAUAUGUUGGUUCUGAUCGAGGACGUGAUAAUGACCGACGAAAUAUGUCAUCUCACGAUAGAUUGGGCAGGGUGAGAAAUUCUGUUGGUGGUGGACCUGACCAGAGAUCUCCUUGGGAUUCUGGCAGUGUUGAUAGGAAAGUGGACAACUGGUCCCACAUGCAUGGAGACAUGGACCAAUCCAAUGAACCGUGGCUUAGUAACCCCAUGCACAAAACGGGGCGUGAUGCCAGUGGGGCAUUUGUUGACAAUAACAGACCCGGUAACAGUGGGGGGAUGGGGCAGAACUUGGGACCUGGUAACACGUUUGGCAACUCUCAGUCACAUAGUGGGAUCAUGAUGGUUACACGUGGUGGUGGUGGUAGUGGUAGUAAUACGAGUGGACGUAUGCAAGAACCUCGUUUUGAUGCUUACAGUAUUAUGGGAUCUAUGUGAAAUCCAAACUGAGGACUGAAGUGUGAGAGUCAUGGUGAGGUGUUUGAUUUUGGAGGUGCAGAAAGUCUCUGAGACAGAUAACAAAACCCUGCCCUCCAGCCAAUAUAUCAGCCACAUCCUGCAUUCCAUUUGUCACGUAGUGCUUGGUUCUUGGACAUCCAAUCAUAUUUUUGUCCUUCCAUAUUUUAACACACACACACACACACACACGUUGCCUUCUCCCUAACUCCACUCUACUCUUUCUUACAUUACUGUCUUAAUAUAUUUAUUUCCUUCAUAUUUGUUGCUAUAUUUUAUACUGUUAUUCCUGACACACACAUUUCCUACAGUUGUUAUACAUUAAUGAAAGAGGAGGGGUAGGAGCCCAGAUACAUUGUAUUUACGAAAGUGGAGGAGAGGGGAAGAAGAUCAACCACAGAAUGUAAUAAAGAAGUGAAAAGAGACCACAUAGAAUGUAAUAUAUGGAGAAAUAAAUUUUAUUCACUAUAAAACAA
Messenger RNA from Octopus bimaculoides (California two-spot octopus), 1777 nucleotides. RefSeq lists its product as uncharacterized. Gene Ontology annotation, biological process: regulation of transcription by RNA polymerase II; regulation of mRNA processing. The record is from RefSeq and is a predicted model, not a curated record. Gene Ontology annotation, molecular function: RNA binding; sequence-specific DNA binding. NCBI's taxonomy places the organism in Eukaryota, Metazoa, Mollusca, Cephalopoda, Octopoda, Octopodidae. Gene Ontology annotation, cellular component: nucleus.